CUCAUGAGGGCGUUGGGGGAUUUUCUGUUCCUACUUCCGCCCACAGAGCUCCACUGGAGGGAGCUGUUUACACGUCAUUCUUUGACAACAAGCGCUCAGAUCUCCUGACGGCGUUAUUAAUGAACGCCACAGCUGAAGGUGACAGAGAGCAAUGGUUCUGGGGUUUAGUUGGUGGCUCGGAAAGUGGAGCAGUUAAAUGCAGCUUCUCACAACCUCUCCGGCUGCUCCAUAUACAGCAAUGACCCACUUUCUGCCUCCAUCUUUGCUGCCUGACACCGGCCUGCAUGUUGUGGAGGAGGAGGGGUUUCUAGGUGGGCAGAAUAAUCAUUUAGUUUCCCUCACAGCUGACGGAUUCAUGGAAGAGACUCCGGCUGGACGGGAGGUGGAAGGUCUGUGGAAAUGGGGAUCAGAAAGAGCAGCAGCAGUACAACGGGAUACUGGUGAUCUGUCCAAACUACGUCAUGGUGUCGUGCUUCCCCAACGCCAUCAUCGCCAACGUCCCAGAGUGUCCGUACGGUUGGGAAAUCGAGCAGCUGUCGCUGGGUGGCGUCUGUUACUCGGGAAUCCACAGUCCAGGUUAUUAUCGCUUCAUCAUCCCAGACCUGACGCCCAGAAACCACUCCUACUGCGGCACUCAGUCUGAGUACAUGCCCGGCAAAGACCCCAAGUACAUCUUCUACAACUCCAUUGUGUCCAACGACACAUCUCUGACGGUGAGGAACCAGCCGGUGAACUACACCUUCAGCUGCAUGUACCGAGCAGCCUACCUGGUAAAUAACGCCGUGUUCAGCCAGAGCGUUUUUACUAAACCCUCUGCUUUUUCCAGAGUGGCUACAGUUUAUGUCAACAAUGGGAGUUUAGGCACUUUUAGAUCACAGUUGUCUAUGAACGUGUUCACGAAUUCAAAGUUCCUGUACGCUAAAGACGCUCCGUACGUGAUCGAUACUUCUGAGAUCGGCUCUGAAGUUUUUAUCGGCAUCGAGGCUAAAGGUCUAAGUAACAGAUUUAAAGUUGUUAUCAGCAACUGCUGGGCGACUCCAACUCCGUAUUCUACAGACAGGAAGAGGUGGAGCCUCAUCAUCAACAGCUGCUCCUCUGACAACACUGUGACUAUUUUUGAAAACGCCAAAGACAGUCGCUCCAUGUUCAAGUUCAACUCGUUCCGGUUCCAGCGGCUGGAGAAGGUCUCCACCGUCUGGCUUCACUGUGAGGUUCAGGUCUGUGAUGGAGAACGACUCGUCUGUCAGCCGAGCCCCUGCAAUAUUAGAAGUCAGUCAGCGGACGUCGACCCGAGUGGAGGGAUUCUGACCGCUGAGUUUCACAUCAAAGGUUUCGGAUCUUCUAAUAACGGACACAUAGCAGGAACCUCUCUACUGAUGCUGCUGCUGGUCCUCAUAAACUCCUGUUCUGAUUUAAUAAACGGAUCCAGAAUGUAGAGAAACCUUUCCUUAUCCGGACCAGAGGGGAAUAUCAGCCAGGACUCAGGGAGCGUUUCCUCCUCCACACAUGAACAUCAAUGAUCCUCUCACAUCUGAUUCACGUUUAGCCCAUUUACGGAUGCUUUAAAUGAUCUUAUGUAAAGUUAAACACAUUAUUUCACCGCUUUCUCCAAUAAAGAUUCACUGGAAAAUUCAAACAAACAACAUUCUGUUCAACUUUAUUUGUGGGAUUUUCACAGCGUUGGUGAAUAAAUAAACUAUUUUGUUUUACCAUGA
Messenger RNA from Acanthochromis polyacanthus (spiny chromis), 1715 nucleotides. It is a transcript of the gene tectb, whose product is annotated as tectorin beta. The record is from RefSeq and is a predicted model, not a curated record. Lineage: Eukaryota; Metazoa; Chordata; Actinopteri; Pomacentridae. The coding region runs from base 462 to 1436 and encodes 324 amino acids. The transcript is spliced from 10 exons. Gene Ontology annotation, cellular component: cell surface.